This is a messenger RNA of Tarenaya hassleriana, 745 nucleotides long. RefSeq lists its product as uncharacterized. Lineage: Eukaryota; Viridiplantae; Streptophyta; Magnoliopsida; Brassicales; Cleomaceae. The record is from RefSeq and is a predicted model, not a curated record. The coding region runs from base 61 to 489 and encodes 142 amino acids. The transcript is spliced from 2 exons.
GAUCGUUGAGUGGGUCGGAUCCUUAAACCCAAGAAGAAGAAGAAGAAGAAGAAGAAGCAUAUGACAAUGGUGAACAAAGCUUGGAAGGUAAUUCCAAGGCCGCUUCUCGAGACCGUCGUCAACAACCAUGCCCAACGUCACCGUGUUUCUCAGCCGCUCAUUCUCCAUGGUCCUCGCGGCGUCGGCAAAACUACCCUGAUCCUCAAUCGUCUUAUAGGAGAAUGGAACAAAGGGCCUCAUCUCACGGGCUAUGUCGAUUUCGCACAGUCGGUGAAGGACCACCAUCCCGAUCACCACCAGUCAUUUCCAUGGGCGUCUUGGACUAACUGUGACCCGCCAUUGCUGUCCGAUUGCAAAAUCCAGCUCGAGAGUUGUCUCGAAUCUAUGAGCCAUAAGGCUAUCAAGCUCGGGACCAUACGCUCGCACCAAAUUUUCACCACCCUUAACAAAUGGCACGGUCUUAACGCCUCACUUCGCCGCAUACUCUAGGGAUUGAACUCUGCCGUUCCCAAUAAGGCCUCCAUCUCCGUUCUAUGGGAACGGGCGGUUUAUGCGCUUUCUGUUCGACAAAAUGCCGCUGAGAUUGAUGGGUUGCUCGAGUUGAAAGGGAAAGACAAGAGCUUGUCCGUGGAAGAGGCUUCAUAUUACCGGGAGGCCGUUGUAGCCUUGAGAUUGGCCAAGGAGGUGAUUGGGGUGCAUCAUGGUUGGAAAGCCAAUUCCAUCGCCCAUAUGUAAAAUUUUAAAA